Molecule: messenger RNA, 795 nt
Organism: Schistosoma turkestanicum
Lineage: Eukaryota; Metazoa; Platyhelminthes; Trematoda; Strigeidida; Schistosomatidae
Source: the annotation of a GenBank genome assembly
AUGACAACAAAAUAUGAUAGGGCGAUUACCAUCUUUUCUCCAGACGGUCAUCUUUUUCAAGUAGAAUAUGCGCAAGAGGCAGUUAAAAAAGGUUCAACCGCAAUCGGUGUUAGAGGGAAAGACUGUGUUGUGCUGUGUGUUGAGAAAAAGGCAACAACUAAGCUUCAAAAUGACAGAACUGUUAGAAAGAUAGCUCUUUUGGAUGAUCACGUUGCAGUUGCUUUUGCAGGGCUUACUGCCGAUGCUCGUAUUUUGAUUAGCCGGAUCAGAGUAGAAUGUAAAAGCUAUAAACUUACCGUCGAAGACCCUGUUUCUCUGGAAUAUAUUGCUAGAUAUAUGGCCCAAUUAAAACAGAAGUACACUCAAAGCAAUGGUCGUCGACCUUUUGGUGUGUCAACACUAAUUUGUGGAUUUAACCAGGAUGGUACCCCUCAUCUUUAUCAGACAGACCCGUCUGGAACUCACUUUGAGUGGCUGGCCAAUGCUAUUGGAAAAAACGCAAAAGUCGCACGUGAAUUUCUUGAGAAAAACUAUACUGAAGACGCCGUUGCAGAUGAACAUGGGACCGUCAAACUCGCAGUUAAAGCGCUCAUGGAGGUUGUCCAGUCAGGGGCGAAGUACAUGGAAUUAGCUGUUAUGAGGUGGAAAACACCGUCUAAGCCAGGAGAACCGUUUGUAGAUUGGCAAAUGCUUGAGUUUGCUGAUAUUCAAAAGUAUGUUCAGGCUAUCGAAAAAGAGAGAGAGGAGGAGGCAGAAAAGAAACGUCAGAAAAAAGAAGCAGCUGCAGCUUUAUGA